AUGAAUGGAGCCGCGACUAGGAAAGGGGCGCCCCCUCCCCUUCAUGCCCUGGAGAGGUCUAUGACCGACGGGUUCGAUAAGUCGCGGUACACUCCCGUCAACGCCGCCGACCGGCCCCGAAUCUCUGCGAUGGUCGACCUGGAUGACCCUAUCCAAAUCCACCUCUUGAUGGAAACCGCUUUGAGUGAUAGCAAGCAAUGGGAGAUCCUAUCCCAAGAAGAGGUGGACGACCUCAAGAAACAAACCCACUCCCUAACGAUACGCAUCGACCAAGCCCGCGCCAACCUCGCUAUCCAGACAAAGUACCGCGAUGCCGCCGUAUCCAUGGCCCGACUAUACAACCCUGGACACAGGAGAAACAGCUCCCGUGACGACAUUGCUGCUGCGAGGGAGGCCGAAGUGGAGAAGCAAAACAGCGAGCGCCUUUGCAAUGAGCUUUCAUCUGAGCUCGCCAUGCUCGAAAACCAUCUGUUUGACUCUCAACGCCGGCUACUGCAACAUACCGCCGCCAUCUUGCAGUUGACACAUGGCGCGAGAAGGAGGAACGCGCAGACGCCCAACGGCCAGGUCUUUGGCAACUCGAUGAUGGUCAAUGGCAUGCCCGAGAGCCCCGAAAGUCUCUACACAUACACCAACUCGCGGGACAGUAUCAGCAUGGAACCCAUCGGCGGAGAUGAUGGAUUCGACUGGCGAACAUUACACCCCUCGGAAGGACCAGCUGAGAGAUCGGUGACCCCUGCUUCUACUGCAGCGCCAACUUUGACGAAUCUCGAAAUCCCACCAAAAUCGCCAAUCCGUGAGCAGACCAGCCAGCUGCGGGAAGAGAUGGAGCGGGUCAAGGAAGAGAACGAGAGGCUUAAGGCGGCGGAGCAGAAGCUCCGGGACACAGAGGACCAGCUCAGGGCAGGACAGCAGGAACUUUCGGCCGAGAAUGACGCUAUUCGCACGGAGAUCAACGACCAAAUCAGGCUGUUCGCGGAAACCGAGCAGAGACUGGGGAUCUUGAAUCACAAGCUGAGAGAUGUAAUCACGGAGAUCAACCCGUCCGCCGAUGCUAACCUCGAUGAUCCUGAGCCUUCCGCCGGAAAUGGCCAAACGCUCCCUGUUCAACUUAACUACCUUGAGCGUGGUCUUGACAUGGCCAUGCACGAGCAGCAACUGAGAUCUGCAGCGAUCAACAGAGACUUGGAACUUGCCGGUGAUGCCUCGGUGGCCACCCUCACCCAGGCCGAAAAGCGCAUCGAGGCACUGAACAGGCGUGCCCAUACCUUCCUGACACAGACCGUUCCCGACACACCUGCUCCUCCCACGGUCUCCGAAGGAUCUCUCGAUGAGCAACUUGACUACCUCGAGAGCACCCUGCGCACCAUCAGAGUCGAGAUGGGCCGCGCCCAGGGUUCGACUGCUAAUACUAACAACAACGCCAGCAGAUCCAACAGCGAGCAAGUCGAGGCCGUACUCAUGGGUCUGUGGGAUAUCAUCCACACCGGCUACGCGGAGAUUCAACGCGCCAAGGCUGCCCGUCGCCAGAAGCGUAUCGAGAUGAACCUGUCUGUCGACGACGAAGACGAAGACUACCUCUCCGGCAACGACGAAGCCAUCGAUCCCAACGAGCAGUACUCGCUCCAGGGUUUCUCCGCCAAGGUCCAAUGGCUCUACGCCCAAGCCACCAGUCUCAAGGAGCAAAAGGCCGUAUUGCAGCGCCAAAUCAAGCAGCAGCGCGAGCUCAACAACAAGAGCGGGUCAGAAAAGGACGCCGAGCUGCGCGCGAAGAUGGAUGAACUCGAGAAAAUGCGCACCCUCAUCGAUGACGCCGAGGCCCGCGUCCACGAAGCAAAGGACAAGAUGGAAAGCGCCCUCGAGCAAAUGGAGACGAUGCAGCGCACCACGGCCGAGCGCGAAGAGGCCGCCAUGGCGCGCGGCGCGCAGCAGACGCAGGAUAAGCUCAUGGAGCGCAACGCCGUCAUCGCCAACCUGGAGAGCAAGUUCAAUGACGUGUCCACGCGCCUGGCCGAGACGGAAGCGGACGUGGUCGAUCUGCAGUCCCAGCUCGAGCAAUCCGCCAAGGCCAAGGCGGCAGCCGAAAAGUCCCAGAAGGACGCCGAGGACAUCGUCGAGGGCUUGCGCAAGGAAAUCAAAGACAAGGACGAGGAGCUCGAGCGCAUGAACAUGAUGCUCGUCGAGAUCAAGAUGGAAAUGACCAUCGCCAAGGCCGAGCUAGACGGAGCCUACGGGUCGCGCGCCGAGCGGGCUGCCCAGGCAGCGGCUAUCAGCAAUAAGAGCGAGCUGGCGGACUUGCAGGCGCAGGUGGCCAAGCUGAAGAUGGAGCUGGAGAGCACGCUCAGGGACUUUGAGGCGAUUACCAAGGAGUCAAUCGCUGCCGAGAAGGAGAAGCUUGAUCUAGAGCAUAAGCUGGAUGACGCGCUGCAGGCCAAGGAGUCGCUGGACAGCGAGGUGGCGGAGCUAAGGGAGAAGAUGGACCGGGAGAUUGGUAGACUGAAGGAGGAAUUGGAUAAGGAGCGUCUAAGACCGCCACCCAGUCCGGCGCUGAGCGCGGCGGGUAGUGCUAACGGCAUGUUGAGUCCCAGGAUGGGCGCGACGAUGCUCAGUGAGCAGUUUAGGGCGACGAUGAAGGAGGAGAGAAAGAGGUUUAAUGGGGAGAUGAAGGAGGAACUGGCCAAGCGUCGUAAGCUGGAGGAGGAACUGCGUGCCUUGAGGCGGACGACGGCAACGGUUGCAGCUGGUGGUGGUGGGCUAACUCCGGGGUUGAAGAGUCCGCUUAGUACGGGGGCGCUUAGUCCUAGGUCGUGA
Sordaria macrospora k-hell is the source of this 2811-nucleotide messenger RNA. RefSeq lists its product as uncharacterized. NCBI's taxonomy places the organism in Eukaryota, Fungi, Ascomycota, Sordariomycetes, Sordariales, Sordariaceae. Gene Ontology annotation, cellular component: cytoplasm; myosin filament; myosin II complex. The record is from RefSeq and is a predicted model, not a curated record. Gene Ontology annotation, molecular function: microfilament motor activity; actin filament binding.